GGCACACCAGGAGUUGUGAGCUUGGACAGAUUUAAAGCAAGCAAAUCUGAGCCCUGGAAGGGAUUAUUUGCUAGAUCUUCUCCAAACGUUGGAGGCAAAAGACUUUGCAUUUCCCAGCGCUGUCGGAGGCUCAGCUUGGCAAUAUUUCUUGGAAGAACAUGGCAGGAAAUGAAUUGGAGGCCGGAGAGGAGCCAUUUCUUAGACAAAGGCAAGUCCUGUUUCUCUUUGUUUUUCUUGGUGGGUUUCUGGCUUGGUCUGAAUCGAGACGCUACUCUGUGGCUGAGGAGAAAGAGAGGGGCUUUUUAAUCACCAACCUAGCAAAGGAUUUGGGGCUCAGUGUAGGGGAACUGGCCGCGAGGGGGGCCCAAGUCGUGUCUAAAGGGAACAGACAGCGUCUUCAGCUCAGCCAUCAGACCGGUGAUUUGCUCCUGCAGGAGAAAUUGGACCGGGAGGAGCUAUGCGGCCCCACAGAGCCAUGUAUACUGCAUUUUCAGAUUUUACUGCAAAACCCUCUGCAGUUUAUUCCAAAUGAGCUCCAGAUCAUAGAUGUCAAUGACCAUUCUCCAGUAUUCUUUGAAAAUGAAAUGCAGCUGAAAAUCCUAGAAAGCACUCCACCGGGAACAAUAAUUCCACUGGGAAAUGCUGAGGAUUUGGAUGUGGGGAGAAACAGCCUCCAAAACUACACCAUCACUCCGAAUGCCCAUUUCCACGUCCUCACAAACAGGCGUAGGGAUGGAAGGAAGUACCCAGAAUUAGUGCUGGACAAAGCGCUGGACCGCGAGGAGCAGCCGCAGUUCAGUUUAACGCUCACAGCGCUGGAUGGCGGGUCGCCGCCCAGGUCUGGCAACGUUCAGCUCCACAUCCUGGUCUUAGACAUAAAUGACAACGCCCCAGAAUUUACACAGCCGCUCUAUGAGGUUGAAGUUCUAGAGAAUAGCCCCGUUAACUCUGUUAUUGUCACUGUCUCAGCUUCUGAUUUAGAUAUAGGGACUUUUGGGACACUAGCAUACUCAUUUGUUCAUGCUUCUGAAGAAAUUUCCAAAACUUUUCAAUUAAAUGCAAUUACUGGUGAUAUCCAACUAAUCAAAUAUUUGAAUUUCGAGGCAAUUAAUAGUUAUGAGGUUGACAUAGAAGCUACGGAUGGUGGAGGCCUUACCGGAAAAUCAACAGUAAUAGUUCAGGUGGUUGAUGUCAAUGACAACCCACCACAGCUGACCUUGUCGUCAGUUACUAGCCCGAUCCCGGAAAACUCGCCAGAGACGGUGGUGGCCAUUUUCAGUGUUUCCGAUCCAGACUCUGGAGACAAUGGGAGAAUGAUGUGUUCCAUCCAGAACAAUCUCCCCUUUGUCCUAAAACCAUCCGUAGACAACUUUUAUACCCUGGUGUCCGAAGGAGCCCUGGACAGAGAGAGCCAGGCCGAGUACAACAUCACCAUCACCGUCACCGACUUGGGGACCCCCAGGCUGAAAACCCAGCACAACAUCACCCUGCUGGUCUCCGACGUCAACGACAACGCCCCCGCCUUCACCCAGCCCUCCUACAGCCUGUUCCUCCGCGAGAACAACAGCCCCGCCCUGCACAUCGGCAGCGUCAGCGCCACAGACAGGGACGCGGGCGCCAACGCCCAGCUCACCUACUCGCUGCUGCCGCCCCGGGACCCGCGCCUGCCCCUGGCCUCGCUGGUGGCCAUCAACGCGGACACCGGCCAGCUGUUCGCGCUGCGGGCGCUGGACUUCGAGGCGCUGCGGGCGUUCGAGUUCGGCGUGGGCGCCACGGACCGCGGGGCGCCCGCGCUGAGCAGCCAGGCGCUGGUGCGCGUGCAGGUGCUGGACGCCAACGACAACGCGCCCUCCGUGCUGUACCCGCCGCACAACGGCUCCGCGCCCUGCACCGAGCUGGUGCCCAGGGCGGCCGAGCCGGGCUACCUGGUGAGCAAGGUGGUGGCGGUGGACGCCGACUCGGGCCAGAACGCCUGGCUGUCGUUCCAGCUGCUCAGGGCCACGGAGCCCGGGCUGUUCGGCGUGUGGGCGCACAAUGGCGAGGUGCGCACGGCGCGGCCGCUGGGCGAGCGCGACGCGGCCAGGCACAGGCUGGUGGUGCUGGUCAGGGACCAUGGCGAGCCCGCGCUGUCGGCCAGCGUCACGCUGCACGUGCUGCUGGUGGACGGCUUCUCGCAGCCCUACCUGCCGCUGCCCGAAGCGGCGGCCGAGCAGGCGCGGGCGGAUCCGCUGACCGUGUACCUGGUGGUGGCGCUGGCGGCCGUGUCGUCGCUGUUCCUGUUCUCGGUGCUGGCGUUGGUGGCGGUGCGGCUGUGCAGGCGGAGCAGGGCGGCCUGGGCGGGUGGCUGCUCGGUGCCUGAGAGCCACCUUGCUGGCCACCUGGUGGACGUGAGCGGUACUGGGACCCUGUCCCAGAGCUACCAGUAUGAGGUGUGUCUGAUGGGAGGCUCAGGGACCAGCGAGUUCAAGUUCCUCAAACCCAUUCUUCCCAAUAGUUUGGUUCAAGACAUUGAGCAAGAGUAGUGCAAAACUGUAAUUUUCAGGCAUACCGGUAGCUUAGGUUUCAUUAAUAGAAGAAUAAAAAGUUGUUUGACUAUGAAUACUUUCAAAAUCAAGAAUCUUUAGUUGAAAAAAAAAACACUUUAGUUUAUAAUCAUUUUGUUUAGUUAUUGAUUUCCGUUUAUAUCAAGUUAGUUAAUCCUUGCAUAUUUUUAUCUGUUUUCUUUCUUAACAAUGUUGUCUUAAUGCCUCCUUUUCUUUUUCUAAUAGGCAAGUUAAAAUAAAUUCAUUAUGUUUUAAUGUUGACUUUAAAUAGGUUUAUUUUAAGUAACUCAUUUCAAAUUUUAUAUACAUAGCAAGUGAUAAUGUUCCUUAUAAUAUUCCUAAAGCAGCUUUUCUAUGGUUCAUGAAGUUUGUGGAUAGAUAAGAAUGUGUUUUCUUUCAGAUGUUCCAUCUUUAAGGCACAGCAUGUUUUUCGGGCUAUAGUACCUAAAAGAAAGUGAUACAUUUAAUUCAUUUUGUUUUUACAUUUGCAAUUAAUAUUUCAAUGUUAUAUAUGCUUAUAUUGACUCAGUGGGCAUAAUAUAGGCUAACAGGCAGAUUACUCUUAGGUUUGCCUAAAGUGUAUUCACGAGCUUGGAAAAAUUAAACAAGGCAUUUUGAACAACUGAUUGUGCUUUUCCAUUUGAUAUGAAAACAUUGUUUAGGAAGGCAUCUUGUGGGGUGACAAUUUGGUAAGUAAAUUUUAAGAUAUAAAUGUUACUGACCUUGGGGUCCUUUUAAAAAUGUCCAGACAGUACUUGUAUACAUGAUCUACAAAUGAUUCAUAGUAAGAUUGGUGUCCCAUUCAACCCUACUUUU
Molecule: messenger RNA, 3359 nt
Organism: Pipistrellus kuhlii (Kuhl's pipistrelle)
Lineage: Eukaryota; Metazoa; Chordata; Mammalia; Chiroptera; Vespertilionidae
Product: protocadherin beta-3-like
Exons: 1
Coding region: 159-2522 (787 amino acids)
Biological process (GO): homophilic cell-cell adhesion
Cellular component (GO): plasma membrane
Molecular function (GO): calcium ion binding
Source: RefSeq, a predicted model, not a curated record